GGUACUUAUUCUUAAUUCGCCAAGCAAAACCUGUAUAUUUCCCAUAUACCAUUAAGACCGAAUUCAAAUGUUUCCAAUUCUCAAAUUGCAUUUCAACACUCAAUCUAGAUGCCUCUUCAAAAGCUAUUUCAGGUACAAACAAAGCUGCUUGUGGUCAACUUUUACUAAUUCUAGCACAUGAAGGAUCUAUUAAGCAAUCAAAAAAAACUUUUGUGCAAAAUAAUCAAGAUAUAUAG
Molecule: messenger RNA, 236 nt
Organism: Racocetra persica
Lineage: Eukaryota; Fungi; Glomeromycota; Glomeromycetes; Diversisporales; Gigasporaceae
Source: the annotation of a GenBank genome assembly